This is a messenger RNA of Trichomycterus rosablanca, 1592 nucleotides long. RefSeq lists its product as uncharacterized. Lineage: Eukaryota; Metazoa; Chordata; Actinopteri; Siluriformes; Trichomycteridae. Bases 401 to 1402 code for a protein of 333 amino acids. The record is from RefSeq and is a predicted model, not a curated record. The transcript has 5 exons.
UAUGAGGUUGAGGUGAGUUAGAAUGUAGGAGGGUUAGCUAGGUUCGCUAAUUAGCAUUUAAAGAUGAUAUGUCAUGUUCUGACUGAGGUAUUUGUAUAAUAAAUGCACAGGACUGCUAUAACUUUGGACAUAAAUAAUGAAAACCUAAAUAUAAAGGCUUUUGUGGGAUUAGUGAAGUUAUGUUAGCAAAUAGCUAAUGAUCUGCCACUUCGUAGCUAGGUAGUGCUAGCGCUACAGAAAUAUCUUUAGGCUACUACUUUAAAUACAGCACUGAUAAGGUCUUGCAGAGGUGUUAGGGACAGCGAGGAUUAAAUUUUGUUCAAUAUAGGUGCACGUUGAGGGUCAGUCAGUGAGGUACAGUACCUGCGAGUGCCCAAUUGGCAGAGACAAGUGCCAUCAUAUGGCAGCCUUGUUGAUUUGGGUUGAGAAAAACGUGUCUCGCACUGAUGUGGAAUGCUCGUGGAAGAGGGCGAAGACAUCGAAAACAGACGAAAUUGCAGCCAAGCGGGUGUCUGAGAUGACACCAUCCACAACACGAGCUGGAAUCAAAAGACCUGUCACACAGGAGGACAAAGAAUGGGCACUGGCAUCUUUGUCCAAACUUGGGCGUUUCACUGGAAUGGGCUGGAUUUUGAGUCCUGAACCGCCUCAGACACUACCCAUCAAGACAUUUGAUGGGUUAGUGACCAGCCCAGGUUAUGCCCAAGCUGAGGACAAGGCUCUUUAUGUGCUGUCAUCGCUUGCUGUCACAGAUGAUGAGAAGCAGCAGAUCGAGGCAGCAACAGUUGGGCAAGCAAAGAACCCUUUAUGGUCGGCAUUUCGCAAGAAACGUAUCACGGCAAGCAACUUUGGUGUGGUCUUGGCAGCAGUCAAGCGGAAGUCUUACCCCCCUUCCUUAUUCAAAACCCUGCUUGGCCAUUACAAUGUCCAAGACGGAUCUAAAGCAUGUGAUUGGGGAAUCCUUCAUGAGCCAAGGGCAAAGCAGCAGUACACAGAGCGCACUGGUGUCGAUAUCCAGGAGAGGGGACUGUUCCUGUCUGAUAGCGGCCUGCUUGGUGGAUCUCCAGACGGGACAGUAUCUGGUGAUUGCAUUAUUGAGGUGAAAUGUCCAUGGUCGGCCAGAACCAAGACUAUUCUGCAGGCAGCAGAGAGUAAGGACUUUUUUCUUGAGUUGGAGGAGGUGACUGGUUCUCUAACACUAAAACCAACUCACCACUAUUGGCAUCAGAUCCAGGGCAACCUACACCUGACUAGAGCUAACUGUUGUCAUCUACUUGUAUGGACUCCUCUUGACCUUGUGAUUCUGCCAGUGCUCAUAGACCCAACAUGGGUGGUUAACAUUGACACCCUGGAAACAUUUUAUAAAAACUGUUUCCUACCACACAUUCUGUCACAGACUUAAUUAAUUUGCAUUUGUAAUUUAUUGGAUGAAUUGAUUAAUUAAAUUAAUUUAUAAUUAAUAAUAUUUAUAUAAUUGAUAUGUUUAUAUAUAUGUUAUUAUAAUACUGAAUAAAUAGACUUCAGCACUUCAAAUAAAUAAUACUUAAUAGAGAGGAGAAACAUUUUUAUCUGGUUUUACUUUUUUUAAUAAA